Messenger RNA from Naegleria gruberi, 1344 nucleotides. RefSeq lists its product as uncharacterized. Bases 1 to 1344 code for a protein of 447 amino acids. The record is from RefSeq and is a predicted model, not a curated record. The transcript has a single exon. Gene Ontology annotation, cellular component: 1,3-beta-D-glucan synthase complex; plasma membrane. Gene Ontology annotation, biological process: (1->3)-beta-D-glucan biosynthetic process. Lineage: Eukaryota; Heterolobosea; Eutetramitea; Acrasida; Naegleriidae. Gene Ontology annotation, molecular function: 1,3-beta-D-glucan synthase activity.
AUGGCCAUAGAACGCUUGAUUUUGGAUGAGACACAACCACAGCAGCAAGAUCACAUUUUGAAAGUUUGUUAUCCAUCUGAUUCUCAACCAACGAUUGAAAAUUUAGUCAACCUGGACACACAAAUUGAAAAGAGUUUUCAAGAUUUUUCUGCAGCAGAAAGAGAUUAUUUGCAAUGUAUUUACAAAUCUGGUCUCCAGAGAUUAAUUCCCUUCCAAAAGCACAAGAAAACCACGCUUGACAUUGUUGUGGUUCUUUGUGCUGAACAAGUUUAUUCCAAAGAUGAUGAAAGUAGAACGAAAUUUAAAUGGAUAUCAGAUAGAUUCAAACUUGAUACACUCAAUAGAACACAAGAUGAAAUAAGAAAGAUCAUGUCUUUAAAGGAGCAAACCAUUUACAAAACUGUGAAAGGUCUUGCGGAUUUCAAGAAGGGAAUGGAAGAUUACUAUUCUAUUUUGGAUUGCAAUGAGGAAGACAGAAUUUCAGUGAAUUAUUAUCUUUGUUUACAAAAAUAUCAUGGGCUAGAUGAAAACUACUUCCCAAAGAUCGAAGAGGACAUGUCAGAAAUCCAGAAAAAGAGAAUUCAAUCAGAAAUUGACUUUACCAACGAAAUUAAUGAAUUAUGUAUGGAAUUUCCAUUCAUUAGAAGAAUAUAUGAAAAGCAAAUAUCUGAUCAGUUUAUCAAGAUUGAACAUCUUGACAGCUAUUUCAACAACUGCCAAAUACUAGACUCUGUCAAACUUCAAAGGAAAAUCAAUUGUAAAUUUUAUGGAGAAGGUAAAUCCAUGAACCAACUGAACAGUGCCAUGUUCCUCAAGGGAAAAUACAUGCUCUCCCUCGACUCCAACAUGGACGCUUACUAUUUCGAAGGUAUCAAAUUCCCAUGCUUGAUGCAAGAAGUCAUGAACUCGAAAAGUCACAUUUUUGGAAUGAGAACUCACACCUACACUGCUUUUACUUCUCAGGUUGGAAAGAACAUGGCCUGUGCUGAGCAUGUCUUUGUGGCCACAUGUUACAAAGCCAUGUGUCUGCUCGGCAGUAGAUUGCACUAUGGAAAUGCCGAUAUUUUAGAUAGAGAAUUCUUUAUUGAGAAGGGUUUAUUUGCAGAUGCGGAUCGAUAUCUGAAUUUGAGUGAGGAUGUGUUUCUUGGAAAGAGAUGUCUUAAAUUUGGAGGAAUUAUUCGAUACUCUGAGGGUGUUACGUUUGGUAAGGGAAGAGAAACUAACCUGAAGGAAUCUGCUGGGUUCUAUACAAAGAUUGCUGGAGGUGCUGCCAUGCAGUCGAGUUCAAGUAUCGAAUACGAAUUGAAUAGUUCAUUGCCUCUUUGUAUGUUGAUGCCACUCUAG